AUGAAACACACGACAGAAUCAGUCAUCAAAGUGGAGUGGUCCAAAACCCUAAAGCGUUUUUCACGAUCCCAGGUCAAGCAUUUGGUGAGCAUCGGCGUCCUCUUGGGCGAAGGUAACUAUGGCUCUGUCUUCAAAAUUUCCGGUCUUUUGGGCCAAAAUGCUCCCCCGUUGAUCCUUAAAGUCAGCAAAAAGGAAUUUUUUUCCAAUGACCUAAAGGAUGAAGCCCAUUUUUUACAUUUGCUAGACUGUGCCGGGGGAGCACCCAAGCUGUUGGCCUAUUCCCAAGACCCUCCAACUAUUAUGACCACUUACGCCGGCGAUCAAACCUUGCGCAAACUCCUGCAGAACUCCGACCAUGGUCUUUCCAAUUCACAGCUCCUGGAAAUAGCAAUAGGAAUUGGCGAAAGAUUAAUGGAAAUUCACCUGCUCGACGUCGUCCACAAUGACCUUCACUGGGAAAACGUCCUGGUCACCUUACCCACUGCUGACCAAGAUUUACAGCUGAGCCUUAUUGAUUAUGGCUUGGCCAAGAUGGCCGGAGAAAACCUCCACUUGCAGUCCGGAACUGCUGUUAACCAGGUUUGGAUGUGUCCCCAGGUACGUGAUGGUGUCUGCAGCACCUUCAAGAGUGAUGUAUAUAGCUAUGGCAUUAUCCUCACCCAGAUCCUGGACCAGCUGACAUGUGAUAUAUUUCAGGAGUUGGCCGACUUAAUUGAUGCAGCUUGCGAGUACGAGUCCUGUGACAGACCACCAUUGCGUGCGCUGUUGCAGAGACUAGAGUGUACACUGGAAGACGUGAGGCUCCGGGGUGUCUGA
Messenger RNA from Homarus americanus (American lobster), 816 nucleotides. RefSeq names its product tyrosine protein-kinase src-2-like. The coding region runs from base 1 to 816 and encodes 271 amino acids. The transcript has a single exon. NCBI's taxonomy places the organism in Eukaryota, Metazoa, Arthropoda, Malacostraca, Decapoda, Nephropidae. Gene Ontology annotation, cellular component: cytoplasm. Gene Ontology annotation, biological process: protein phosphorylation; signal transduction. Gene Ontology annotation, molecular function: ATP binding; protein kinase activity. The record is from RefSeq and is a predicted model, not a curated record.